AUGAGCUCGUAUGCCUCACACCCCCAAGACUCUGCAGGCUAUAGCACACCCAACACCAUGACGGGCGAAGCGUCUUCGUCACGGACGCGCACCGACUCUGUUUCAUCCCAGCAUCUCUCUCGUAGCACUGUUCUUGACGUUUCUCCACCACGGCACGAUGACCACAUCAAGCCGACAUCCGAUUCAGCAUGCAUCCCGGCCGAACUGACGCCCGCAGCGUCGGAACAGGUCACCACCAUCGACUCCUCCGCCGCGGAGCGCGAUCUCGAAAAGGUGCCUCAGGCGGAUCCAUCAACACUCAAAGCGUCAGCCGACGACGAUGUGAUCUGGGUCGACUUCCCGCCGGGCGACCCGGAGAAUCCGUUCAACUUCAGCAAGACGCGCAAGUGGUGCAUCACCAUCCUCGGCGUGCUGUUCACCGCCGAAGUGGCGGCGACCGCAUCCGCCUAUGUCCCUGGCAUUCCGUCGAUGGAGCGCGAUCUGGGAAUCACCGACCACGAGCUGUCGCUUCUCGGCAUCGCCAUCUACCCGCUAGGAUUUGCAUUGCCGCCUCUCGUCCUGGCGCCACUAUCCGAGGUGUUUGGGCGAAAUCCGAUGUACCUGGUGUGCCACCUGUGCUACACCGUCCUCUUCGUCGGGUUAGGCUUCGCGAACAACACCGCCACAGUCAUCAUCCUGCGCUUCCUUCAGGGCGGCAUGGGCAGCACCGGCUCCACCAUGGUCGGCGGCACCAUCGCCGAUAUUUGGAACAGCAGCGAGCGCGGGCAACCGAUGGCCUUGUUCGCAACGGCAGCGAUCUUCGGUACGGGCAUUGGGCCUGUUUGGGCCGGUUGGGUUGAGCAGAAUCAGAGACUGGGGUGGCGCUGGAUUCAGCACAUUCAGGCGAUCUAUACCGGGUUCAUCCUGAUUCUUCUGCUGCUGUUUCUGCGAGAGACGAGGGGAAGCAUCAUUCUCACACGGCGCGCGGCGAAACUGCGUAAGACCACGGGCGAUUCGCGAUACAAGGCAAGAGCCGAACUCGAGCGUGCGAGUAUAAGCGUUCUGAUCAGCAAUUCGCUAACGAGACCAUUGGUGUUCCUCGUCAAGGAGCCAAUCGUCACCUUCUUCAGCCUAUGGAUCUCCUUCACCUGGGGCUUCAUGUACAUGCUUCUCAGCUCGAUUGGACUCAUCACCGCUCAACACAACUACACUCCCGGAGAGACCGGCUUGGUCUUCCUCGCCAUCGCUGGGGCUGGUAUCAUCGGCAAUCUCCUGAACCCCAUCCAGGAGCGCUUGUACCGCAAGAACUUCCCCACACGCGGCCCCGAGGCGCGAUUGUACUUUGCUAUGAUCGGCGCCGUCGGCUUCCCUGUCGGCUGCUUCAUCUAUGCCUGGACCAGCUUCCCCAACGUCUCCAUGGCUGGUCCCAUCGUUGGCGUCCUCACUACGAUGGUCUCGAUUUUUUUUCUCUACCUCGCUGUGUUUAACUAUCUUGCUGAUGCAUACCUAGUGUAUGCGUCAUCGGCGUUGGCAGCGCAGAGCUUCGCAAGGAACAUCUUUGGGUUCAUCUUCCCGCUGUUCGUCGAAAAGCUCUAUAGAAAUCUCGGAUAUCAGUGGGCGAGCACGCUCUCGGCGUUGUUGGGAGCAGUGCUGGGCGUCGUGCCCUUCGUACUGUUCUUCUACGGGAAACAGAUUCGCGCCAGGAGCAAGAUCAGUCAGGCGCUUCAAAGACAGGCUCUCGAGCAGGAGGAGAAGGAGGAGAAAGGCAAGGCGUAG
Messenger RNA from Kalmanozyma brasiliensis GHG001, 1755 nucleotides. Its product is annotated as Major facilitator superfamily. Gene Ontology annotation, biological process: transmembrane transport. The coding region runs from base 1 to 1755 and encodes 584 amino acids. Lineage: Eukaryota; Fungi; Basidiomycota; Ustilaginomycetes; Ustilaginales. The record is from RefSeq and is a predicted model, not a curated record. Gene Ontology annotation, molecular function: transmembrane transporter activity. The transcript has a single exon.